AGAGAGACUGCAGCAGCCUCUCCUCUCCUCAUCCCUAUUGGCUUUCCCUCUCUUGCAGACGUAGCUCCGCGCGCGCGCACCCCCCUUCUCAUACUCAGCGCGCGCCUCGAGCGAUGCUGCUACCUGGCGAAGGGCGGAAAACCCCCACGAGCGCGCGCGCCUCUCCAUGACAGCGACAAGCCGAGCAUGGUGCAGAAAUCCCGCAACGGCGGGGUCUACCCCGGACCGCAGGCCGAGAAGAAGCUCAAGGUGGGCUUCGUGGGUCUAGAGGCGGGCGCGGCGGACUCGAGCCGAGACGGAGCUCUGCUGAUAGCGGGUAGCGAUGCGAGCAAGCGCGGCAGCAUCUUGAGCAAACAACGGUCUAGCAUCUCGGGCAAGAAGCCUCCCAAACGAAAUGCCUUCUACCGACGGCUGCAGAAUUUCCUCUACAACGUGUUGGAGAGACCGCGAGGAUGGGCGUUCAUCUACCACGCUUAUGUUUUCUUGCUGGUCUUCUCCUGUCUGGUCCUCUCUGUCUUCUCAACCAUCAAGGAGUAUGAAAAAAGCUCUGAGGAUGCCUUGUACAUAUUGGAAAUUGUGACGAUCGUGGUGUUUGGAGUUGAAUACAUCGUAAGGAUCUGGUCAGCAGGGUGUUGCUGUCGAUACCGAGGAUGGAGAGGCAGGCUGAAAUUUGCUCGCAAACCUUUUUGUGUCAUAGACAUCAUGGUGCUAAUAGCCUCCAUCUCGGUGUUGGCGGCUGGCACGCAGGGGAAUGUCUUCGCCACCUCGGCCAUCAGAAGUCUGCGGUUCCUCCAGAUCCUGCGCAUGAUACGUAUGGACCGCCGAGGAGGAACCUGGAAGCUCCUGGGAUCCGUUGUCUAUGCCCACAGCAAGGAACUAAUCACAGCUUGGUACAUAGGCUUCCUGUGUCUGAUCCUGGCUUCUUUCCUUGUAUAUCUGGCUGAGAAGGAAGACAAUGAGAUGUUUGCGACCUAUGCUGAUGCCCUGUGGUGGGGCCUGAUCACGCUGACGACUAUAGGAUAUGGAGAUAAGUAUCCAAUAACGUGGAAUGGGCGUCUUCUUGCAGCAACUUUCACCCUUAUUGGAGUGUCCUUCUUUGCCUUGCCUGCUGGAAUUUUGGGCUCUGGUUUUGCCUUGAAAGUCCAGGAGCAGCAUCGGCAGAAACAUUUUGAGAAACGGCGGAACCCAGCUGCUGGGCUAAUUCAGGCGGCCUGGAGGGUGUAUGCCACCAAUCUCUCUCGCACGGACCUUCAGUCUACCUGGGAUUAUUACGAGAGAUCUGUAUCGGUUCCUAUGUACAGACUCAUUCCACCUCUUAACCAGCUCGAUCUUCUGAGAAACCUGAAGAGCAAAUCUGGUCUUUCCUUUAGGAAGGAAGCCCAACCAGAGCCCUCCCCAAGUCAGAAGGUCAGUCUGAAAGAACGGGUGUUCUCCAGCCCAAGAAGCUCGGGCGCCAAAGGGAAGGGCUCACCCCAGAACCAGCAGCCCCUGAGGUGCUCACCCAGUGCAGACAACAGCGUUGAGGACAGUCCUUCCAAGGUGCCCAAGAGCCUAAGCUUUGGUGACCGCAGCCGUGCUAGACAGGCAUUCCGGUUCAAAGGAGCAGCUUCACGUCAGAACUCAGAAGUGCUGAUUGAGAUGCAGGCAGAAGAUUUGAGGCAGAAGAGCUCCCCAGAAGCCAGCCUUCCUGGAGAAGACAUUGUUGAUGACAAUAAGAGCUGCCAUUGUGAGUUUGUCCCACAAGAUUUAACACCAGGGAUCAAAGUUACCAUCAGGGCUGUGUGCAUUAUGAGGUUUAUGGUGUCAAAGCGAAAGUUUAAAGAGAGUCUGCGGCCUUACGAUGUGAUGGAUGUUAUUGAGCAGUAUUCAGCUGGACACCUAGACAUGUUGGCCAGGAUUAAAAAUCUGCAGUCCAGGAUAGAUAUGAUAUUGGGUCCUCCGGGUCCCACCACUCCCCGCCAUAAGAAGUAUUCAACCAAAGGAACCAAAGAGUCGCCCCAGUUCUCACCUAGAGUGGACCAGAUUGUGGGUAGAGGUGCUCAAAUCACAGACAAGGACCGUCCCAAAAGCACCACCGAAACAGAGAUUGCAGAGGACCCCAGCAUGAUGGGAAGGCUUGUGAAAGUAGAGAAACAGGUGAUGUCAAUGGAAAGGAAACUGGACUUUCUAGUGAACAUCUACAUUCAGCGAAUGGGAAUCCCACAGUCUGAGACAGAUGCCUACUUUGCGUCCAAGGAGCCUGACCCAGCCCCGCCAUACCAUAGCCCAGUUGACCACAUGGAGAAGUCCGGCUCCAUUACUAAAAUCAUCCGUUCCAACAGCUCUGUUGGCCAGAAGAACUUUGACCCGCCUCCCUCCACCUGUGCCAACCAGACCCACUGCCAUCCCUCCACCUCCUGGCAUCCUCAAGCCCUUCCUGAACCCCCUCAGCAAAGCCAGGGCGCCUCCCCUGUGGCUGACCCAUCUUUGGUACGCAUCCCACCUCCACCGGCGCACGAGCGCUCCUCUGGUGGACAUAACGGUGGUUCCAGAAGUGCAGGGCAGCACCACUCUCGUGGGAAUGGGCUAGAGGAGGGGAAAGCUGGAGGUCUGUCCCAGCAACAGGCAGGUGCUGAGAGUGACACCUCCAUAUCCAUCCCUUCAGUGGAUCAUGAAGAACUGGAACGCUCCUUCAGUGGCUUCAGCAUCUCCCAAUCAAAGGAGAACCUGGACUUUCUCAACAACACCUACUUCAGCGGGGUGGCACGCUGCUCUAAAGUGAGACCCUACAUUGCAGAGGGCGAAUCCGAUACAGACUCUGACCUCUGCGCCCCUUCACCCCACUCUGCCACUGGGGAAGGAGCUUAUGGCGACAGGGGUUGGUCUGGCUCAAAGUAGUUUAAGUAAGCUUUUAAAGUGGUGUUCACCACUCGGGAUAGCAGCCUCUGAAGCCAAAUGCAAUGAAAGACUUGGCGAAAAACUGUAUUUGUCAUCUUUAAAAUCAGCGCUAUGUCUUGCAGAUACAGCUCCAAAAUCAGUGCCAGGAUCUUGGUGGUAAUGCCAACCGCCUGAAAUGUGGAACCUCCUGGUACUUACAAAUUAUUUGGACACCUUGAAAUGGUAGGUGUGGCUGUUACCUAUAAAGGUGCCAUCAGUCAUUUCUUCUUUCAAGAGACAAGCAUCUGUUCAUCAGUCAUCUUGCAUCUCUUUUAAACAAAAAUGGAAAUCAGAGAACAGCGUAAAGAAAGACCAGAUGGACAAAAAGAGCUGAGGAUAAAAAAAAGUAAUGGUAUGUCUCCAUAUUAAAGCACAUACUAUUCUUAAAGCACAUAAGUUCAUGUGUCCACCCCGGCAGGUAAUGUUUGGUGACCUGUUCAGCCUGACUUGUUAUUCUGAAUGGUUCCACUACAUCCACAUUAGCCCAUGAAUGUACUUCAUGACAUGACUACUUAAUAGCUGAAAAUCAAAUUUCUAUUUUCAUCACACCACCUUACUAUUCUCUUUAGAAACAAUAUCGCAUUGUACUCCUCUAGAAAAACAUAUGAGUUUCACUUUAAUUAUAUAUGAAAGGUACACUAUCACAGGGUCACGAGUUUACAGCAUUUUUAUCUAAUCCCUAGUUUUAAUCAUUUGCAUGAAUCAAGAACAUUUAAAAGGGAUGAAUAUUUGCCAUUUAUUUCAUACUUCAAAUUAAUACAGCUUCAAGAAGAAGUGAAAAAAAGCUUAAUAUUUUUAUGCAUUCUUUUUUUUCCUAAAGAGAACCACUAAAGCAAUGUCUAAAUAUAAUGUGUAUUAACAAUUAUCAUGAAUUUAGUGACCCCCUUUAACAAAUCUAAAUUUAUGCAUCAUAGUCACAUUACAUCAGUCAGAUAUUAUUUUGUGUAAUAAUUGAAAUUUUCUUUUUUAUUUAUGAUUAACUGGCUAACUUUAACAUCUGAUUAAGAAACAUUCAACUUGGAUUGUCAGUUCAUUGAUAAUAUUAACUUUUACCAUCUUUGCUGUAAUUCUUUUACUGGUCAGGACAUUUACAGUAAGCAAAACACAGUAAAAUUGUCUACUACUCACUUGUCCUGAUAUUGCACAGUUUUAAGCAUAGUUGUAAUUGCCACAAGGGAGCGCCAGUUACCCAGCAUACACUACUUUUGACUUUCUCCCAUUUUAUGCAACUACAGAAUCUUUUGUGGUUACGCAAAAUGUUCUACUCUAUCAAUCCAGCAUUAUCAAACAACAUGCUAAGAGAAUAAUGUGUAGAACUUCCAGACAGUUUAGAUACCUGAUGGCUGGCAUGUCAUUUAAAUGAUGGGGAGAGAUUACUUACCAUGUGUCUUAUCCUGUCAGUGAGAACAUGGAUAGUUGUGGUCACAAAAUCCUCACGCACAAAAUAGCAUUAUGGUACCACUGGGAUUCAAACCAAGCACCUUCUGUAGUGCAUACAUAUCCCAUUUAACUGGUUCUAUGGGUAGUUAUGGUCCUCCAGCAGUAAAAAGUAUUAUGAUACAACUGGGAUUCAAGCCUGAGACCUUCUGCAGUGCACACUUCUUGGUUUAUUUUUAGCUUGUGCACACGCAAAUCCCAUGUAAGACCUGGUUCUAAAGGAAACCUGUUAUCUACACUGCAUCAGUCACUGCUGAACCAGUCACGUGUUUUAAAUGCACCUUCCACAAAGUGCAUCUCCAAAGAGCACGGUUUAAUUUGAACCAUUUUGUCUUCCAUCUAGCCUAUGUUCUUAUAUUUAGUAGAGACAACUCUCGGAAAAACUCUUAUUUCAUUAUUUCAGCAACUCCAUCAAAGGCAAAGCCUUAUGGGGCCAAGAACAUUUAUUAAAAUCUAGAACAGCAGUAAAGUGACCAUUUAAGUUGAGGCAUACUAAACAAUUUGUGUGAUUUUCAGACUUGAGCUUCAUCAAAGAACAUGUGGCUAAGGAAACAGUAUGCAGGCCUUAACUUACAGAUGCAUAAGGAAUGCUUGAAAGACAUUUCUCACUUGCCCAUAUAGAAUGAGUGAUAGGAUUGUUGUAAAACCAUGUAAAAAAAAAAAAAAAAAAAAAG
Pygocentrus nattereri (red-bellied piranha) is the source of this 5027-nucleotide messenger RNA. It is a transcript of the gene kcnq2b, whose product is annotated as potassium voltage-gated channel subfamily KQT member 2. Gene Ontology annotation, cellular component: membrane. The transcript is spliced from 17 exons. Bases 187 to 2877 code for a protein of 896 amino acids. Gene Ontology annotation, biological process: potassium ion transport; transmembrane transport. Lineage: Eukaryota; Metazoa; Chordata; Actinopteri; Characiformes; Serrasalmidae. Gene Ontology annotation, molecular function: voltage-gated potassium channel activity. The record is from RefSeq and is a predicted model, not a curated record.